AUGACAACUAAAGUCUACACAGUCAACAUCUGCAACAAAACAAGCUUCACCCUGUAUAGAAAUGGACACAAACUCAGGCACGGAACAUGGAUAACAUGGCUUCCAGAGAAAAUCGUUCCCUCUUCAAGUGUAUCAAUUUCCUUCUCAAAUAGCAGAUCAGGCCACUCUUGCAGGUCAUAUUUACAAUACGGAGUUGUUUUGGAAUCCACGUUGCAAGUACUCGAUAUUAAAUUUGUAAAAUCAUCCGAAAACGAUGACUUCUCUUGUACAUUUAAACUACUAGCAAACCAAAAUGAAGUUUUAAACGAUAAUUUUAAAAAAUCAAGCGAUUCACCCCUAAAUUUAUGUAAAAUACAAACCCAGGUCAUAGACCCGAAUAAAUCUAGCUUUAUAGAGAGCUCUGAAACAAUAUACAUUGUAAAUAUAGAGGAGACUACUGAUGGAUCCACGUAUAUAGGUUUCCUGAGAAACAAACACAACUCUCUUGUUUCAAAAAUAAAACAAGAUUAUGAAGAUUGGAACGAGACUUUUUUUACUGGACCUUAUCUAGUAAAUUUAUACCGACGUCUUUCUCUGGACUUCUGUUGGGAUUUCAGCAGCUCAGAUUGGCGUACUCAGCUAAGAAAAUCUAACCUUUCAGUUUAUAUAAGGAUAGUAAAUCUGACUAGUAAGGAGAUGAAGCUGGGUUCCAACGCCCUUGAGAUGUUCAAAAAUUGCGUAUUAGAUGAAGGAGUGUGGGUGGAAUACCCUAAUGAAGAUAUACCCUCACUAUCUGGAACGGAGUUUGGAUGUAAGAGUAACGGGUUUCUAGGUGGAACAUCAGGAAGAUGCGUAUAUUCUAUACUUGGUGAGUCGGGCUGCUUUACUUUCUCCUGGGAUAGGCCAUCAAUAGGAGCCUUUGUAGCAAAUUGUAAACAUUCUUUAAAUAAAUAUUCAGUAAUGGUUCACACUGAAUCUUCAAACCACUCGUCUGUAAUAUUCCACAUAAUUGACAUGUUCACAAUACCUCUCAAAAUAUUAACAGCAAAGGCUGUGUCCCCGAAGUUUACAACUAGAUACCAAGAUAAUAAAUUAUCACCAAAAUACAUUAAAAGUUUAAGUACUGAUGAUGAUAGUAACUCAAGCUUCGAUAACACUUUAGAUGAACUGGUAAUAACACCGUUUCUGGUCAAACAUCAAUUUUCAAAUUACACCAAUGACUCUGAUGAUACAGACGUUAAGGAUAAGGAUUUCACAGAGCUAUUAAUAAAGAGCCCAAAACACUUUUUUAGCAGUGUUAAUUCAAAAAACAUUAACUCUCCAAUUAACAAAGUUAGCUCUGAUUCAAGUAUAUAUAUUGAGUGGAUGAUAGGGAAUGAAAUCUUUUGUAAACUGUUCAAGUUUGAUGAGAAAAUACACCUAAAUUCCUCAGUAAUAUCUGCUAUUCCAGAUAAUAAACACCUGGUUUUCAAUUCCUUUCUUUUGAGACUUGAUUUGUCUCAAAUAUUCCCAAAACAAAAUCACAUAGAUAAGUCCAACAACUAUGUAUAUGAUACCACUAAUGUUCCAAACAGACCAUAUCUAAAAACCUUGAAACAGAAUGAAUUCCUCGACUAUGUUGUAAUGAUCUUUCACUGUGUUUGUGACGCAUUUCAACCCUAUAUCAACAAGUGUAUGACCAAGAAAUUCGGACCAAACUGGCUUAAGAUUUGCAAACUGCCUACUUGUCAUGUCUGGAAGAAUCACGACGUGUUCAGGAUAGAUUUGGAAGGGAUUAUUUACAUCGUCACAGCCUACUGGAUGGAUAUCUUCGAACAGGUUCUUACUGAAACUACACACCUUAACACAAUACAGGUACUUAUUUAA
Theileria annulata is the source of this 1845-nucleotide messenger RNA. RefSeq lists its product as uncharacterized. The transcript has a single exon. The record is from RefSeq and is a predicted model, not a curated record. Bases 1 to 1845 code for a protein of 614 amino acids. Lineage: Eukaryota; Apicomplexa; Aconoidasida; Piroplasmida; Theileriidae.